This is a messenger RNA of Polyodon spathula (Mississippi paddlefish), 2228 nucleotides long. It is a transcript of the gene slc5a9, whose product is annotated as solute carrier family 5 member 9. The record is from RefSeq and is a predicted model, not a curated record. The transcript is spliced from 14 exons. The coding region runs from base 141 to 2141 and encodes 666 amino acids. Gene Ontology annotation, biological process: transmembrane transport. NCBI's taxonomy places the organism in Eukaryota, Metazoa, Chordata, Actinopteri, Acipenseriformes, Polyodontidae. Gene Ontology annotation, molecular function: D-glucose:sodium symporter activity. Gene Ontology annotation, cellular component: plasma membrane.
UCCUUCUUUGUGCAUUUCACAAUAUCUGUGUUGGGGAUUAAUACCAGCCUUUCAGCGUGUUAAUUAACAACUAGAAGGAAAGCUGGCCUCAAAGUUCACACUGAAAGUGUUUUGACAGUGUUCAUUCACACACAGCUAUCAUGAGCCUAGGAACAGAAGCAACCCCGGGCACCUCCACUCCUGAUUCGGAGAAGAUUUUUGCCUUGGAGAUUCCUGACGUCGUAGUUAUUGUCAUAUAUUUUGUUUUAGUGAUUGCGGUGGGCAUUUGGUCUUCAAUUAGAGCAAGUCAUGGGACGGUGGGAGGCUACUUCUUGGCUGGAAGAUCUAUGACAUGGUGGCCUAUCGGCGCUUCUCUGAUGUCCAGCAAUGUGGGCAGUGGUCUGUUCAUUGGGCUGGCUGGGACCGGAGCAGCCGGAGGGAUAGCUGUCGGAGGCUUCGAGUGGAAUGCUGCCUGGGUCCUCAUUGCGCUGGGUUGGGUUUUCGUGCCGGUCUAUAUUGCAGCCGGGGUGGUCACUAUGCCUGAGUACUUAAAGAAACGAUUUGGAGGACAAAGGAUCCGCAUCUACAUGUCUGUGCUGUCUCUGAUCCUGUACAUAUUCACAAAGAUAUCAACAGACAUCUUCUCUGGAGGUCUCUUCAUCCAAGUGUCUCUGGGCUGGGACCUCUACAUCUCCACUGUGGUGCUCUUAGUGGUGACUGCUGUCUACACCAUUGCUGGAGGCCUGACUGCUGUCAUUUACACAGACGCCCUGCAGACAGUCAUCAUGCUGGUGGGAGCCUUUGCCCUCAUGUUUAUAAGCUUUGAGAAAGUGGGCUGGUAUGAGGGGCUCCUGGUGAAGUACAAUGAAGCUGUGCCGACUCUCACUGUACCCAACACCACCUGUCACCUUCCCCGAGCUGACGCCUACCAUAUGUUCCGAGACCCAGUCUCAGGAGACUUGCCCUGGCCUGGCCUCAUAUUCGGACUCACUGUCCUGGCUACCUGGAACUGGUGUACAGACCAGGUGAUAGUACAGAGGUCCCUUUCUGCCAAGAACCUGUCCCAUGCCAAGGGUGGUUCCGUGCUUUGUGGCUAUCUCAAGAUGCUGCCCAUGUUCUUCAUUGUGAUGCCAGGCAUGAUCAGCCGGGCGCUCUACCCAGACGAUGUGGCCUGUGUGGUUCCCUCGGAGUGUGAGCGUAUUUGUGGAGCGAAGGUGGGCUGUUCAAAUAUAGCCUACCCCAAACUAGUAGUGGAGCUGAUGCCAGUCGGUCUGCGUGGUUUGAUGAUCGCUGUGAUGAUGGCAGCCCUCAUGUCUUCCCUCACCUCCAUCUUCAACAGCAGCAGCACCCUCUUCACAAUGGAUAUUUGGAAGAGAAUCCGCAGUAAUGCCACAGAGAGAGAGCUCAUGGUCGUAGGCAGAGUGUUCAUCGUUAUACUGGUAGUUGUGAGUAUUCUGUGGAUCCCCAUCAUCCAGUCAGCCAAUAGUGGGCAGCUUUUUGACUACAUUCAGGCCAUCACCAGCUACCUGUCCCCACCCAUCGCUGCUCUGUUCAUCAUGGCGGUGUUCUGGAAGAGGGUCAACGAGCCGGGGGCUUUCUGGGGCCUAAUGAUUGGCUUGGUGAUUGGGUUCAUCAGGAUGAUCAUGGAGUUUGUGUACACAGUGCCAUCUUGUGGUGAAGUAGAUAACAGGCCUGCACUGGUGAAGGAUGUGCAUUAUCUCUACUUCGCCAUGAUCCUGCUCACUCUGACUGCUGGGAUCAUCACUGCGGUCAGUCUGUGCACUCCAGCUAUUCCAGACCAACAUCUUAUUAGAAUGACCUGGUGGACAAGACACAGCAAAGCCCUCCUUGUGGAGAUGGAUGACCCCUGGUCUCAAACCACAGCAGUGACCCCUGACCCUGUCCAGACUAACGGAGAGGCACCCGCUGGUCUAGAGAACAAAGAGCCACAGCUGACAGAGCCCCAGGCCUGGAAGAAGCUGGGUCUCUGGUUUUGUGGCCUGUCCAAUAGGCCCCAGCCAGAGAUGAGUGUGGAGGAGAGAGCGGAGCAGCAGAAGAAGCUCACCUGCAUUGAGGAGCAACCGUUCUGGAGAAACUUCUGUAACAUCAACGCUCUCCUGCUGCUCACUGUGAAUGUGUUCCUUUGGGGAUACUUCUCUUGAGCAUCACUGAAGAGGUGCAGAUACUGUAUACACACACACACACACAUAUCCCUGCAGAGAGAGGUGUAGAUACUGUAUACACACACA